Messenger RNA from Hibiscus syriacus, 3641 nucleotides. Its product is annotated as callose synthase 12-like. The transcript has a single exon. The record is from RefSeq and is a predicted model, not a curated record. Lineage: Eukaryota; Viridiplantae; Streptophyta; Magnoliopsida; Malvales; Malvaceae. Gene Ontology annotation, cellular component: plasma membrane; 1,3-beta-D-glucan synthase complex. Gene Ontology annotation, biological process: (1->3)-beta-D-glucan biosynthetic process. Bases 32 to 3604 code for a protein of 1190 amino acids. Gene Ontology annotation, molecular function: 1,3-beta-D-glucan synthase activity.
AUUAUUGUGGUUACCUGUGCUGUUGAUUUACAUGGCUGAUACUCAGAUUUGGUACUCUAUCUAUUCUCCCAUUGUGGGGGCUGCAAUGGGGUUGCUGCAACAGCUCGGUGAGAUCCGAAACAUCGAGCAACUUAGCUUGAGGUUCCGGUUCGUCGCCAGUGUCAUUCAACUCAACCUGAUGCCACAAGAAGAUACAAAGAUUAGUUGUCAAACUUUAAGGGAAAAGUUCAGUGAAGUCAUUCAUCGGCUGAAGUUGAGAUGUGGGCUCAGCAAGCCUUUCAAACUGGUUGAACUCGAAUCGAACCAGGUUAAGGCUAACAAGUUUGCUCUGAUAUGGAAUGAAAUAAUUACUACUUUUAGGGAAGAAGAUAUCAUAUCUGACCAUGAGGUUGUGCUAUUACAGUUGUCCCGACAUUCUUGGGACAUCAGGGUUAUUCGUUGGCCUUGUUUUCUUUUGAAGAAUGAACUGCUACGUGCUCUUGAUCUGGUUGUAGACUUAAUGGAUGCUCCCGAUAAGUGGCUCUGGUAUAAAAUAUGCAAGAGCGAGUAUAGGCGAUGUGCUGUGAUCGAAACAUAUGAUUCUGUCAAGUACUUGAUGCUUCAUGUACUAAUCAAAAGCAAUACCGACGAGCAUUCAAUUCUCAAAGUUAUAUUUCAGGAAAUCAAUCAGUCUAUUGAGAUCGGGAAGUUCACUGCAACAUUUAGAGCGGAUGCACUGCAACAAGUUCAUUCCCAGUUGAUAAAACUCGUUGAGCUGUUGCUUGAGCCCAACAUGAACGUGAAUGGGAUUGUUAAUGUCAUGCAGGCACUUUAUGAAAUUGUUGUUCGUCACCUUUUUAAAGCAAAGAGAACUACAUACCAGUUGAGGGAGGAUGGGUUGGCUCCUAAAAGUCAAACUGCCAUGGCUGGAACGCUAUUUGAGAACACAGUUGAAUUGCUGGAUCAUGGUAAUAAGAACUUCUAUAUGCAAGUUAAGCGCUUGCAUACUAUUCUUACCACUAGGGACCCAAUGCAGACCAUUCCUGGUAAUAAUGAGGCAAAACGUCGACUUGCUUUCUUUAGCAACUCCCUUUUUAUGAAAAUGCCUCGAGCUCCUCCAGUGGAGAAGAUGAUUGCUUUCAGUGUCCUUACCCCUUUCAACGACGAAGAUGUUUUAUACAGCAAAGAAGCACUCCAAACUAAGAACGAAGAUGGGAUUUCCAUCUUGUAUUAUUUGCAGACCAUUUACGAUGAUGAGUGGAAAAAAUUCAUCCAAAGAAUGCGCCGAGAGGGAAUGGAAACAGCUGAUGAAAUAUGGACAACCAAAUUAAGAGAUUUAAGGCUUUGGGCAUCUUAUAGGGGUCAGACACUUUCACGCACUGUCAGGGGAAUGAUGUACUAUUAUCGAGCUCUAAAGCUUCUAGCUUUCCUCGAUUCUUCAGCGGAGACGGAUACUACCGUAGCAGAAGAGGAAGGUAUUGCUUUGAUGAAGUAUACAUAUGUAGUUUCCUGUCAGAAGUAUUGGGAACAUAAGGCCAAACGGGACCCUCGUGCUGAGGAGAUCAUGGAUCUUUUAAAACACAAUGAAGCCCUUCGAGUUUCCUAUAUUGAUCAGGUUUCAACAGGGAUUGACGAGAAGGAAUAUUACUCCAUUCUCAUUAAGUAUGACCAGCAAUUACAAAGGGAAUUGGAGAUCUAUCGAAUCAAAUUACCCGGUCCAAUAAGGCUUGGAGAAGGCAAACCAGAGAAUCAGAACCAUGGAUUUGUCUUCACUCGUGGUGAUGCAGUUCAAACCAUUGAUAUGAACCAAGACAACUAUUUUGAGGAAGCACUAAAAAUCCGUAACCUGUUGGAAGAAUUCAGGCACCACCACGGAAUUCGUAGACCAACUAUCUUGGGAGUUAGAGAACAUAUUUUCACUGGCUCCGUUUCAUCAGUUGCUUGGUUUAUGUCAGCUCAGGAAACAAGCUUUGUUACAUUACUUCAGCGUCUCUUUGCGAAUCCACUGAAAAUCCGAAUGCAUUAUGGCCACCCCGAUGUCUUUGACAGGCUUUGGUUCUUGACUCGUGGCGGCCUUAGUAAAGCGUCCAAAGUGAUUAAUAUCAGUGAGGACAUUUUUGCUGGCUUUAACUGUACUUUGCGAGGGGGCAGUGUCACACACCAUGAAUACAUUCAGGUCGGAAAAGGACGAGACCUUGGGUUGAAUCAAAUAUCAACGUUUGAAACCAAGAUAGCUUGUGGAAACGGUGAACAAAUCCUCAGCAGAGAUGUUUACAGGUUGAGUCAAAGACUUGAUUUUUUCAGGAUGCUAUCAUUUUUUUACACAACUAUUGGAUAUUUCUUUAACACAACAGUGAUCAUCCUUUCCGUGUAUGUAUUUUUAUGGGGUCAACUUUAUCUGGCUCUCAGUGGUGUCGAGAAUUCCGUUCUAGGGAACGGCAACAACUGCAAGAAAGCACUCAGUGCUGUUAUCAAUCAAGAACUCAUCAUUCAGUUCGGAGUGUUUACUACCCUUCCAGCACUACUUGAGAGCUCCAUUGAGAUUGGUUUCCUUGAAGCCAUUUGGGAAUUCUUGGUUAUGCAGCUCCAGCUUUCAACUGUUUUCUAUACAUUCUCGACAGGAACACGUGCUCAUUUCUUCGGUAGGACCAUCAUUCAUGGGGGUGCAAAGUAUAGGCAGACUGGGCGUAACUUCGUUGUGCAACACACAAGUUUUGCAGAAAAUUACAGACUCUACGCACACAGCCAUUUCAUAAAGGCCAUCGAGUUCGGAUUGAUUCUUGCAGUUUAUGCCAUGUAUACCCCAUCAGCCAAGUUAACGUUCUUUUACAUAGACAUGGCAGUCACAUGUUGGCUCCUAGUACUCUCCUGGAUAUUUUCUCCCUUCCUAUUCAAUCCUUCUGGUUUUGAUUGGCUAAAGACAGUGAACGACUUCGAAGAUUUCAUGAAUUGGAUUUGGUACCGUGGUGGUGUAUUUGCAAAGGCUGAACAGAGCUGGGAAAGGUGGUGGUACGAGGAGCAGCACCAUUUACUAACAACCAGCCUUUGGGGAAAGCUACUGGAAAUCGUUUUAAACCUUCGUUUCUUCUUUUUCCAGUAUGGAAUUGUAUACCAUCUGCGAAUUGCAGACCAAAGUAGGAGCAUUUCCGUUUACUUGUUGUCUUGGAUCUUCAUUUUCGUGGCAUUCGGAAUUUAUCUAACAAUAUCGUAUGUUCAGGACAAAUACAGGACAAAAGAGCAUAUAUAUUAUGUUCGGAUGGCUGAUUACCUGUUGAUGAUACUUGGGAUACUUGUUAUUAUUCUUCUGAGAGCUUUUACAGCCUUCAAAUAUGUUGAUAUCUUCACCAGUCUGUUGGCUUUCAUUCCCACUGGUUGGGGACUGAUAUCGAUCGCUCAGGUAUUUCGACCCCUUCUUCGUCAUACCAGAGUCUGGGAUUCCGUGGUCUCCGUGGCUCGAUUGUAUGAUAUACUAUUUGGAGUUAUUGUCAUGGCUCCUGUGGCAGUUUUAUCAUGGAUGCCUGGAUUCCAAUUAAUGCAAACAAGGAUUCUCUUCAAUGAUGCAUUCAGCAAAGGCCUGCAAAUGUUCAAGAUUAUUACUGAAAAAGUACAUCAAAAAGAUGUCUAAGCUCCUCUUACUAUUGUAGAUAUCAUUUUCUUACAUU